AUGGAAGCUUGGAAUAUAAAUAAAGUACCUUCUAUAUUUUCCUUUAUGGGCAUUUAAAGAUAAAAAGAUAGUGAUAAUAUUACAUAUAAUAAGGCUAGCUAUGAAAUAAGAGAUAUUAAUACUAAAAAUCUUGUAAAUUAUUACAAUAAACUCUGUAUUUAAAAAUAAGCUUAAUUAGGUUAAUAAAAUGUUGAUGAAAUUUCAAAUUAAGAGCUUUUCGAAGAAAAAUGUUUAACUAAA
Molecule: messenger RNA, 240 nt
Organism: Ichthyophthirius multifiliis
Lineage: Eukaryota; Ciliophora; Oligohymenophorea; Hymenostomatida
Exons: 1
Source: RefSeq, a predicted model, not a curated record